Gracilinanus agilis (Agile Gracile Mouse Opossum) is the source of this 2272-nucleotide messenger RNA. Its product is annotated as zinc finger protein OZF-like. The record is from RefSeq and is a predicted model, not a curated record. Gene Ontology annotation, molecular function: DNA-binding transcription factor activity, RNA polymerase II-specific; RNA polymerase II cis-regulatory region sequence-specific DNA binding. Gene Ontology annotation, biological process: regulation of transcription by RNA polymerase II. Bases 35 to 1645 code for a protein of 536 amino acids. Lineage: Eukaryota; Metazoa; Chordata; Mammalia; Didelphimorphia; Didelphidae. The transcript is spliced from 4 exons.
UUCUCAGGACUCUACCUUUCCCCAAGAGGGGUGCAUGGAGGAAGAGAGAAUUAACUCUGGGCUCCUGACAGCCAAAUCCCAGGAGUCACUGACAUUCAAGGAUGUGGCUGUGGACUUCACCCCGGAAGAAUGGGGACAACUAUACCCUGCUCAGAGGGACCUCUACAGGGAAGUAAUGCUGGAAAACUAUAGGAACCUGGUUUCAUUGGGGCAUCAAGUUUCCAAACCACAUUUGAUCUCCCAGUUGGAGCAAAGAAAAGAACCUUGGAUAAUGGAGAGAAAAAUGCCAAGAGGGAACUGCCCAGACUGGGAAACUAGACCUGAAACCAAGGGAUCAACUCCAACAGAGGAUGUUGCUGAAGAAGAAUCAUUCCAGGAGGUAAUAAUGGAAAGAUUCCCAAAGGAUAGCCUUUGGUGUUCUACAUUUAGGGAGGCCUUGGAAUGUAAUGGCCAAUUAGGGAGGCAGCAAAGAAUCAAGGAGAGAAUGUUAAAACAAACGACAGUCACCCAUGAGAAAAACUUCAGGAGUAAGAACCAUUCUGAUUGUAAUGAACUUGGAAUAAGCCUCAGUCUGAGAUCAAUACUUGUUACCCAAAAGAGAAGUUCUCUAGGAAGGAGAUGCAAUAAAUGUGACACAUGUGGAAAGACCUUCAAACAUAAUUUAGAACUAAUUAAGCAUCAGCAAAUCUGUGCAGGGAAGAAACCCUAUGAAUGUGAUGAUUGCGGAAAAACCUUCAGCCAGAUUUCAUACCUUACCCAACAUCGGAGAAUACAUACAGGAGAAAAACCCUAUGAAUGUAGUGAAUGUGAGAAAGCCUUCAGCCAGAUUUCAUACCUUACCCAACAUCGGAGAAUCCAUACUGGAGAAAAGCCCUAUGAGUGCAAUGAAUGUGGGAAAACUUUCAGCCAGCGUACACACCUUACUUGGCACCAGAGAAUUCAUACUGGUGAGAAACCUUAUAAAUGUAAUGAAUGUGGGAAGGCCUUCAGCAUCACUUCAUCACUUAACAAACAUUGGAGAAUUCAUACUGGAGAAAAGCCGUAUGAAUGUAUUGAAUGUGGAAAAGCCUUUAGCCGAAGUACAGCCCUCACUCAACAUCAGAGAAUUCAUACUGGAGAAAAACCCUGUCAUUGCAAUGAAUGUGGAAAAGCCUUUAGCAGGAGAACAGCCCUUACUCAGCAUCAGAGAGUUCAUUCAGGAGAGAAACCUUAUCACUGCAAUGAAUGUGGAAAAGCCUUUAGACAGCACAGAGCCCUUACUCAACAUCAGAGAAUUCAUACUGGAGAGAAACCUUACCAAUGUAAUGAAUGUGGAAAAGCCUUCAGCAACAGGUCAUCCCUUAUUCAACAUCAGAGAAUUCACAGUGGAGAGAAACCCUAUGAAUGUAAUGAAUGUGGGAAAGCCUUUAGUUGGAGGACUCACCUUACUCAGCAUCUGAGAAUUCAUACUGGAGAGAAACCCUAUCAAUGUAAUGAAUGCGGGAAAGCUUUCAGUGACAGGUCUUCUCUUACUCAACACCAGAGAAUUCAUACAGGAGAGAAACCCUAUCAGUGUAAUGAAUGUGGGAGAGCCUUCAGUCGCAACUCAUCUCUUACUAAACAUCAAAGGGUUCAUGUUGGAGAAGAUCCCUUUGAAUUAAGUUAAUUUAGGAAAUUAUUGAGCUAAAGUAGAAAACUCAUUAAUUCGUACUGGAAAGGAACUUUAUGUAAUGGGGAGACUUUUCUUGUAUAAACUCAGACCUCUGUGGACAUCACUACAAAAUCUCUGAAGAAUAACACUGAAAAUGCAGUGAACUUAGAGAAGUUUCUUUUGGACUCAUAAAUAUCCUUGAAUUAUAGUCAUAUAAUGGGUUAAAAGGGAUCUCAGAAAUAAUUUAGCCCAACUCAUUUCUAAGCAGAAAUUUCCCCAAAACAUCUCUACUGAGUGGUCACUCAUCCUCAGUUUGAAAGUUCCCAAUGUGGAGGAAAUUCACUACCCUUCCCUACAAGACAGUCUAUUUCACCUUUGAACAGCUUCAGUUAUUAGGAACUUUUCCCUUAAAUCAAACUGAAAUCCACUUUUCCCCAUAUUUCUAACUCUUAUGUGCUGUCUUCUACCAUUACAAUGUAAGCUCCUUGAGGGUAGGAACUAUAUUUUUUUGUUUGUAUUUUACCCCCAGUGCUUAGCCUGGCACAUAGUAAGCACUUAAUAAAUGCUUUGUCUACCUACUCCAUUUUUGGUCUUAAUUUUGUCUUCUAAUUGAAGACAACCAUCAUGUCUUUCCUAGGCUAA